Molecule: messenger RNA, 1747 nt
Organism: Hibiscus syriacus
Lineage: Eukaryota; Viridiplantae; Streptophyta; Magnoliopsida; Malvales; Malvaceae
Product: protein ZINC INDUCED FACILITATOR-LIKE 1-like
Exons: 18
Coding region: 236-1690 (484 amino acids)
Biological process (GO): regulation of stomatal closure; transmembrane transport
Cellular component (GO): plant-type vacuole membrane; plasma membrane
Molecular function (GO): solute:potassium antiporter activity
Source: RefSeq, a predicted model, not a curated record
AAAUCAUAUUCUAUAUAGAGUCGUCUUCAUUGGUUUGACGUGUGCAAUGAUGUCUGUCUGUUAGGCUAUCUGGUUUUAAGAUUGCCCUUAUAAAACAGAAACCCAAUUUUUUUCCAUCUUGAAUCUGUUUUUGAGACCUAUUGUUUGAAUAUUUCCAGUUGAAGGGCUUGGAUACUUGGAUUUCAAAGAGGAAGAAAGAGUUUAUCGAGCUGUUUGUUCAGCUCAAAGAGCAAGUAUGGCGGAAGAUUAUAGUGUGCCGUUGUUGAAGAAGAAGUAUUACAAGGACUGCCCUGGAUGUAAGGUUGAUCAAAUGAAGGAAUCGCAGCAAGGCGUCCCAUUUCGGGAACUAUUUUCCGUAUGGAUCGUUGUGUUGUGCACUUCUCUGCCCAUAUCAUCUCUCUUCCCAUUCUUAUACUUCAUGAUUAGGGACUUUCACAUUGCAAAAAGAGAGGAAGAUAUUGGCUCAUAUGCUGGUUAUGUGGGCUCUGCAUUCAUGCUAGGAAGAGCUUUAACAUCUGUACUAUGGGGAAUAUUUGCGGAUCGUUAUGGUCGAAAGCCUGUUAUAAUCAUGGGAACUAUUUCAGUGGUUAUUUUCAACGCUCUAUUUGGCCUUAGUGUAAACUUUGUGAUGGCUGUAAUUACAAGAUUUCUUUUAGGAAGUAUGAAUGGCUUACUUGGACCAAUAAAGGCAUAUGCAGUCGAAAUUUUUCGAACAGAAUACCAAGCCUUAGCCCUGUCAAGUGUUAGCACAGCUUGGGGUAUAGGAUUGAUCAUUGGCCCUGCUCUGGGAGGCUAUCUAGCUCAGCCAGCUGAGAAGUAUCCGAAUAUCUUUUCCAAAGGAUCACUGUUUGGAAGGUUUCCAUAUUUCUUACCAUGCCUCAUCAUAUCACUCUUUGCCUUGGCGGUAACCAUCGCUACUUUCUGGCUUCCGGAAACGCUUCACAGACAUGAGGAGAAGGAUAGAUCAUCGGAUGACUCAUAUGAUGCUUUGGAAGCUGCAACUCAUGAUUUCAACACAAAAGAAAUAACAGAGAAGGAAGAGGGAAAAGAAUCCACUAGCCUCUUACGGAAUUGGCCUCUAAUGUCAUCUAUCAUUGUUUACUGUGUUUUCUCCCUUCAUGAUAUGGCCUACUCAGAGAUAUUUUCGUUAUGGGCUGUUAGUCCUAGAAGGUUGGGAGGCUUGAGUUAUUCAACCCAGGAUGUCGGACAAGUUCUUGCAAUCACUGGUUUCAGCCUUCUGGUCUUUCAAUUUUCGACAUAUCCAUUCGUGGAGAGGAUGCUAGGACCUGUAUUAGUGGCUCGUAUCGCGAGUCUCUUAAGCAUACCUCUGUUGCAGAGCUAUUCUUGCAUGGUCUUGUUGUCCGGGUUCGCUCUUGGCUUGGCAAUAAACUGUGCAUCCAUCUUGAAGAGCCUUUUUUCAGUAUCGAUCAUAACCGGAUUAUUCAUUCUGCAAAAUAAUGCCGUGGAACAACACCAAAGAGGAGCUGCCAAUGGCAUAGCCAUGACUGCAAUGUCUCUUUUCAAAGCAAUCGGUCCUGCAGGUGGUGGCGCAUUGUUUUCUUGGGCAGAAAAACGCCAGGAUGUUUCGUUUCUUCCAGGUAUUCAGAUGGUAUUUUUCAUGUUGAAUGUGGUUCAAGCAACCGGAAUGUUGAUGACAUUCGAACCAUUCCUGGCUCAACCUCGGCGGUAAAAAGAAAAGUGAUCUCUAACGUCGGGAUAAUGAUGUUCUAUCAAAAAGAAAAUGCUU